GCCGUUCGUGGCACAACAGCACAACAGCAGCACGCACUAAGGACGAGCAGAGCUUCGAACCAUUCCUGUCUUCAGCGUUCUUUCACCAUGUCGAAGCAACCAGAACAACGAGUGGAAGGCGAUGGCUUCCCCAGUCUCGUCGACUACGAACCGCGGCUGUCGACGCAUCGCGAUGUGGGCCACGAGCUCUACGCGUCCACGUCGUCUGCCAGACGUCCUCUGGAAGCGGCCCCCAGCAGUGAAAGGGACCUUCGAGGAGUGGUUGCAUGUGGGGUCGAACGACGCGGAGACCCGUGCAGCGACCGGGACGUCAUAUGCGAGACUGGGGACGACGGGGACGACGUAAUGACUGUGGAAUACCUGACGCCGAGCGAGGAAGAGCCGCAGGAGGUGACCCAUGUCCCACACGUCAGCCCGACCACCAACCCGCACUACUACUCUCAGGACUCAACGCUCCGUGCCCGACUGUCGGUGGCUGUGGUCGUCGGUGGCGCCUUGGUGGCCCUGGUGAUGCUCCUCGCCUACAAGACCGACUUCGAGCAAAACCUCUUGCUCAAGUCCUCCAGGUGGUGGCGUAACGUCCGUUACGGUCGUUUCUCGUCGCCGACGACCAAACUGUCAGACACCAACGGAUUUCCCAAACUGCUGUCUAAUAUCAGCAUCGAUGGGCCAAGCACCAUAGCGAACGCAGACAUUAUGGCGGCCGCGACAGGUGAAGAGUUCGACCGUCGACUGCGAGACAUGGUCUCGCGCUUCUGGUCUCCGACAAGCCGACCCGUCAAGCACCACCGACGGCGUGCUAGCACAACCAGCAGUCGACGGCGACGGGCCAGCUCAACCACGGCAAGACAUGCGUCAAGACGCGGCGUGGUCCAACCCGACCCCGAAGAGAAAGACAUGGCCCCGGUGGACGUUGACUCCGAUGAUGACGAUGGCAUCUCGAAGAAGCCUGAGGCGGACAUGGAUCGUAUCAACUGGUUCCUGGUACAGCUGCGCAGGCGGCACGAUCGCCUUCCAUCUCCCGAUAACGGCUCUGCCUGGGAUGACGACUACGGCGACUUUGACGACGGCGAGGACGUCGAGAAGCUGCUUUGACGGCACACUUGAGGCCACUAUUCGCUGCUCAUGAGUGCAUGGGCGCGACGAGGAUUUUUAUUCCAUAGCAUUUAUUAUACGGGAGGCUCGGAAAGUGUGCGAAUCAGCCUCUACAACAGUAAACAUGUUCUUUAAG
This is a messenger RNA of Ornithodoros turicata, 1231 nucleotides long. RefSeq lists its product as uncharacterized. Bases 88 to 1095 code for a protein of 335 amino acids. The transcript is spliced from 4 exons. The record is from RefSeq and is a predicted model, not a curated record. NCBI's taxonomy places the organism in Eukaryota, Metazoa, Arthropoda, Arachnida, Ixodida, Argasidae.